AUGUCAACUCUUCCGGCACCCAUUUCAGCACUCGUGUCACCCAUCUUGACGCCAUCCCACACGCUAAUGCAUGUCCCCAGCCGGCGCCCAUCGCCACCAAUGCGUGAACCAACAUGCACCACGUCAUUCACAUUGACACCAGCACCAACAGCUAACACCACUUCUUCUGCACACGCUGUGCCAACGCCAACGCCAUGUGAAACACUCCGCACUCAACCAGCACCCACACGACACGUGGACUCGACACCAUCAAGUGUUCAUGUUCAGACCACGUCAGCAAGUGCCAACGACAUCGAGAUGUUUGUACCUUUACGGCCACCAUCCGCGAUAUCAUCGCCACCAUCACUAUCGCCCACACCUCACAAAACCUGGACUAUGCAGCCCACACUGCCACCAGCAACCGCAACCCCGUACCACCCAACUGGGCACUGGCACCAUGCGCAAAUGACCAAGGAAGGGAGGAAGGAGAGAGGAAGAGAUGAGCUAGAAGAGGAGGGAGAACAUUGUGAGGAGGUGAGCCUUAUCCCUGGACUUGCCGUCAAAUGGCCACCUUCGAACACGACACCAGCGACACCACCACGACCCGCUGUAGGGAUUCAUUUCUGGCUGGGCUUGUAG
Molecule: messenger RNA, 618 nt
Organism: Suillus fuscotomentosus
Lineage: Eukaryota; Fungi; Basidiomycota; Agaricomycetes; Boletales; Suillaceae
Exons: 3
Coding region: 1-618 (205 amino acids)
Source: RefSeq, a predicted model, not a curated record